Molecule: messenger RNA, 1944 nt
Organism: Menidia menidia (Atlantic silverside)
Lineage: Eukaryota; Metazoa; Chordata; Actinopteri; Atheriniformes; Atherinopsidae
Source: the annotation of a GenBank genome assembly
GGGGAUGCAGCCAAUCACGGAGCUUCCCUGAAAGCUGAGAAUAAGGGAGGAAAAAGGGGCCUGGAGAGUUUGCAUUUCUGUACCUCAUUUGUUGCAGGGCUGCAGGAGAAACCGAACUCCGUGCAUCUUGCAAGCAGAAGGACCCAGUUUCUUUCUUUCUUUCCUCCUUUUUUUUUUUUUUUUUUUACCAAGGUACGAACUGAUGCGUCUUUUGCGCUGUAGCCGGGAGCUCGUAAAGCCCCUCUAACUUUUCAGGACUACGAUCAGAAUGCGGGACCAGAAGUUUUUAACGACACGCUGCCGUCUCUGAUCAGAUAUUGCGCUCUGGACGUCCGGACGGGAGUUUGUCUCCGCGGCUGAAGGCUUUGGGAUCAGAAACAGAUUCGCAGGCGUGCGCACGGAUCCCGUGAGGAGCGAGCAGCCCGCAGACAUGAGAGCAGUGGUCAUAUGCGCGCUUCUGCUGGCAAAAGUUACUCUUGGAAAUGCCUGUGCCAGUGGUCGGUUCACUGAAUCGGGGCAGUGUUGCAGCCUGUGCCCUGCCGGCUACGGAGUGGCAGAAGAGUGUGGGAAGGAGGAUACCAAAUGUGCACCGUGCCUAAAGGGAACAUUUUCCCCGUCUGAAGACCUUGGCCUUUGCCUGCCAUGCAGCAAGUGCCCGCCCAGCGUCCCUGAGGUGGCUUUUUGCUCGGCCACUCGCGACACGCAGUGCGAAUGCGACGAAGGCUUCUUCUUUCUUGGCAAAUACGGCCUGUGCGCGCCCUGCUCCAAGUGCAGUUACGGGGAGGGGGUCGUCCGGGAUUGUGGAUACGAGGGAGACAGGCUGUGCCGGACCUGUGGCCCGGGAACCUUCUCUGAAGAGGAGAUUACCACCAAGCCCUGCCAGACCUGCACUAAGUGCUCCGACAGCGAGGUGGAGAUACGGUCCUGUAUGCCUCAGUCUGACACACUCUGCAUGGAUAGGAAGCUCCACAUUCGGUCUCCCGUUGUUGAGACGGAUGAAACUCCCCGCUGGGUGGCCCCUGAUGGCGUAAAGGAGGAGGAGGAGGAGGCCAGUCCUUCUCCAGAAACGUCUGCGUUCAGCCCAGAGGACGAGGGCAGCAAUAACAUUCUCAUCUAUGUGUCCGUCCUGGCGGCUGUGGUGCUGGGCUUGAUCAUUUAUGUCGCCUAUAAAUGCUGGAGAUCGUGCAAACAGAAGAAGGCGCUGUCUAAGGCCCGAGCAGCCGAGCUGGGCGCGUCUCCAGAGGGAGAAAAGCUCCAGAGUGACAGCGGCGUCUUUCUGGACUCCUACAGUCUCCAGGACAACCAGCCCAGCAAAGGAACGAGGAGAGACAGCAAGCCGGACAAUCGUCUGUACACCAACCUGCCCCAGCAGAGGCAGGAAGAGGUGGAGCGGCUUCUGCAGGAGGGAAACGGCCGGGGCUGGAGGCACCUGGGGGCCACUCUGGGCUACGAGCCCGAGCAGCUGGACCUGUUCGGGCGAGGAGAAGCCCCGGCCCACACGCUGCUCUCCAACUGGGCCCAGAGAGAGGGCUCCACCUUGGGACUGCUGUGCUCGGCACUGGCCCGCAUUGACCGGCCCGAUGUGGUCACAGCUCUGAACAGCCCCUCCCCGGGUGUUUCUGUGGUCUGAGCAUUUGUCAGCCCUGUACAUGACACUCACAAACUCAAGUGAAGAACUUUGACAUGAAAAGAGAGGCACUCUGAUUACAGCUAUUCCAAAAACUGCUGGAAACUGCCACUGAUGGUUUUUUUCCCCCCUUCUUCCUUUUUUUCUUAAACAUGACUCAGUUUGUUUUAAAGUGGAUCUGACUGUAUGAAAGAACCGCCUGCUGUGUUUUGCCACAGAUCAAAUCAUCUGUCACAGCAGGAAAUUAAUAGACUGAAUAUACAGAGGACAACCAAGUCAUCUGGAACAAGGAAGAAUGACCCUCACAUAUGCCGCAG